Messenger RNA from Helianthus annuus (common sunflower), 510 nucleotides. RefSeq lists its product as uncharacterized. NCBI's taxonomy places the organism in Eukaryota, Viridiplantae, Streptophyta, Magnoliopsida, Asterales, Asteraceae. The record is from RefSeq and is a predicted model, not a curated record. Bases 1 to 510 code for a protein of 169 amino acids. The transcript has a single exon.
AUGGAGCAAAACCCUCAAAUCCUUGCCAAAAAAGCAUGGAGCAUGCUACGUAUCAUGUUCUUCAUGCUUAAAAAAUCCAUUUCCAAAACAAGAUUCUUUGCCGAUCUUAACAUGAUGAUGAAACGUGGCAAGAUCGCCGGAAAAUCCCUACACAACCUUCUCUUCCACCACCACCACCACUGGGCUGCCACCACCUUCCACCCCCACCCCCACCACUUACCCUACCCCACCCCACCAACAAGUGAUGAUGAGUUCAGCUGCACCACCACCCCUCAACACCAAAACCAUGUUAAUAAUAAUAAUAAUAUAACUAUUGAUCAUGUUAAGACGUUGAAGAUGCUGACACGUGUCGCCGCCUCCCCCGGGUACCGAAAGAGUCCGGUGGUUAAGCAGCUGAGGAUAACGGACUCGCCGUUUCCGUUAACUAACGGUGACGAUGGUGGUCAGGUGGAUGAAGAUGCUGAGAAGUUCAUAUUGAGGUUCUAUAAUGGUUUGAAGUUGGAAAGUUAA